GAUUAGGAUAAAGGGUGAGACUAAGUUAGGUGCUAUCGCGGCAUGUUAUAGUGCUAUAUACAAUAAUUCAUCGAGUAUUAUAUGUACCUACAAAAGGGAAAAAUAUUUUUAAAAUACAUUGUUAUUAAUUUUUACACGAAAUAUUUAUCAACAGCAUUGUAGCAGAAUGAAUAUAUUUUCAUUCAAAUAUAGAAACUUGAUCUUGGGCAUAACUGCAACUGCUGUCGGAUAUUACACAGUUCUCAUGCCACAUACUGUCUUUUUAAGUAAAUACAGAUUCAUGGUAGCCAGAUAUCAAUUUAGCAAAGAAGUGCCGUUAGGUUUUAAAAUUCAACAAAGGAUUCAGAAAAUAAUGGACGAUUUAAAACUAUCCGAUGACAUUAAGAAUGUUAUAAAGCCCUUCAGUGUGUUUGGUUUCGAUUUAUUUCAUGCUGGGACACUCAAUAACAAAUACGGAGCGAUACUGGGAAUUCCUGCUAAUUUUACUAAUACGGCAGAGCAACUCCGCGAGAACUUGCAGAUCAAGGAGGAGCCGAUAGACUGGACGCGACAAGACGCGCGAAACUUCCUGAAUGCAUCGAUGCUCUCAGAGAAUGCGCAAAAAUUCGCGAUAGCGCGUGAGAUUCUGCGAAUUCAAGCGGAGGAACCAUAUUUCAAUUCGUAUGUACUGGCUCUAAUUAUAGCAAUAUUGUGGACACUUUACAACGCUAUAACAUACAGAUUCAAAUUACGCGACCAGAAUGUGAUACUGUGUCGUACGCUUUAUUCGAGUUUCACCGUAUGCGGUGCAAUAUCAUGGUUUGGUAUCAAAGAUUAUCGAAGUUACCAUCUCGACAGGGAGAACGAUGAAGCUUUGUGUAAUUUAGGAGCCGAUUAUAUUAAAGGAGGACAAGAAUUUUAUCAGAAAACGUUAAUUAGAAACAGAGCUAUAAGAUCUCUCUUAGGGGAGGAAGGAAAACGUAUAUAUACUGCUUAUGGAAAUGAACAGACUUUCUUGAGGCAGAAACAUGUGCCAAUUUCUUAUAGUAAAGACUUUUUCGAUUCUCGUCUGCAAAAUUUGGAUUGUAAGACGUGAAAUAAAUCUAUUCUUGCACCUAUAACUAGAAAAAGCGUUCUUUUUACAUGACAUUUAAUCUAUCCGAAUAAACGAUCAAAAUUUUAUUGAUA
Cataglyphis hispanica is the source of this 1167-nucleotide messenger RNA. Its product is annotated as transmembrane protein 177. Lineage: Eukaryota; Metazoa; Arthropoda; Insecta; Hymenoptera; Formicidae. The record is from RefSeq and is a predicted model, not a curated record. The coding region runs from base 167 to 1075 and encodes 302 amino acids. The transcript has 3 exons.